GAAACAAAUCCUGACCUCUUUCUCUCUCAUCUUCUCUCUCUCUGUCAAACAAAAACCCUAAACAUACAAAAUUCAGUUUGAGCCUCGAAAUCUCUAUCCCGUCCUUUCUCCCUCCUCCGCCCACCGAUCCCGCCACCGAUUCUGCGAAUCUCAAUCGCCGGCGCUUCCUCCGUCGUUAACGCCCCGUCUCUCUUCCCGAAGGGAAUUAUAUGAAAAUGUCUCCAGCAUCAAAGUCUAAGUCGAAGGACAAAAAAUCUGCCAAGGAACCCCCGAAAUCUGCAUCCAAGCCUUCAGGACCGUCAAAUUCCAGUGCAUACAAUCCACUAUUGGGUACAUUCCACACUCUUGAAACUGUGCAGAAUUUGUCCGCUUUGCCUCUUCAAGCCAAUGGCCGCUUCCGCAACAUAGAUGAGACAGAUGAUCAUUUGGGGGGUUCCAUUGGUGCUGAAUAUGACUCCAUCUCCAAUAAUGGUAGCUGGUCGGGUGAGUCAGAAGAUCACAAGGAGAAAUCAUCUAAUCCCCCUGCCCGCCAUGAGAUGAUUCCACCAGGCGCUGACAAUGAUAAGCGAGAAAAAAUUCGCCAGAAGAAUGAGAAAAAACAUCAGCGCCAGAAAGAGAGACGAGCCCAGGAAUUGCACGAGCGAUGCAGUGGCUAUCUCAUGUCAAGGAAGCUCGAAGCUCUAGCUCAACAGCUUGUGGAGAUGGGAUUCUCUCAUGAACGGGCCACCAUGGCUCUUAUAUUGAAUGAAGGCAGAGUGGAAGAGUCGGUUUCAUGGCUGUUUGAAGGAGUUGAAAAUGCUGAUCAGCAAAUGGAUCAGAAACUCAGUGGGGCCAACCUAAAGAUCGAUAUAUCAGAGGAGCUUGCUCAGAUUGCAGAUAUGGAAAUAAGGUACAAGUGCUCAAAACAGGAGGUGGAGAGAGCCGUUGUCUCUACAGAAGGGGGCCUUGAGAAAGCAGCAGAAAUUUUACAAAAGCAGAAGCAGGAUGCCGCUCAUGGUCCUCCAAAGCUUCAAGAAACCGGAGAUCCACCGACCAUCGGCAACGGCGAACUUUCUAUGAGCCAUAACUUGGCAAGGCUGCAGUCUAAAGCUAUACCUACUCCAUCAAACCAACAAAGAAGGGAUGAAAGAGACUUCAAUUACACAAAGCUGGGAGCAACAGCAGCCGUUGGUGGGCCUUCGGAAUCCGGCCUAAAGACAGCGCAGCCCGUUAAGAGAAUUCUACCGAAGUUGGAGUGGGCCAAACCCCAACAAGCUACCAUGCCAGCUGAAAAGAGGUGGCCUGUGCCAGGUUCUAGCCCUUCUGUAUCAUAUUCUUUAGCGUCAUCACCUGUACAGGCAUCGCUUCCUCAAGCUAAACUGGAUACCCGUUAUGUGGCCUCUGGUGGUGAAAUGAAGAACUUCCAGCCUGGGUCGGUUCGGGAGCCUGUAAUUAUGAUGCAGAGACCACAAUCUACCAAUUCGAAGCAGGUUUCCUCGACCCAUAUUGGGUCUCCUCCUGGAACUGGGAGCAAUUGGUACCCCACCGGUAGCCUCGAAAUGAUGAAGUCAAACGGUGUGUUGCCUCAGUUUCCUACUAAUGCGAAUAGAAACCUCGCACAAAGUAGUCUAGGCGGUUCCAGUCAGGUAUACAACCAACUUCAUUACCAGCAGCAGUAUAGCUUGGGAAAUGGAUUUGGUGACUUUGCUGGAGGGAACCGUGGAAAUGGUUCGUGGAGUAGAAGCGGUGCGACUCCCACACUUGCAGCUGUGUCUUCUCUUGGGCUUUUCUCCGGGUUGGGCUCAAGUGCGUCCUCUGGCACAGGCUCUCCAGUGGACUGGACCAAUGGUGGCUCGAUGAUCCAGUUAGACUACACCAACAUAGACUGGACAUUGGACCAAGGCCUGUGUCCAUCAAGGCCCGGAAAUCUGUGGCUAGGAUUAGCAAAUUUCAUGAGGAACAAUGCAAACAAUGGGUAUGACUUUGGUGCUCCUGGGGCGGAUUCGAAGCCUAUGAUGAGGUCUGCUUUGAACGGAAACGGGGUCUCCGUUCCCUUCUCGGGUUUGCAGGAUCCUGGCGCCGAAACAUCUGCAAUGGGUUCUCGGGAGUGGACAUCUCCUUUCGAGGGAAAAGAUCUGUUUAGUUUGCCUAGACGCUUUGUUUCUUCUCCUCCUCCGCUGUAGAGUGAGUUGAGAGAUGAAUGAAUAAUAAGAAAGUAAAAGAAAAAUGACUGGAGGAAAAAAAAAGAAAAAGUGCUGCUUGAAUUUGGUGCCCCCUUUGUU
Punica granatum (pomegranate) is the source of this 2261-nucleotide messenger RNA. Lineage: Eukaryota; Viridiplantae; Streptophyta; Magnoliopsida; Myrtales; Lythraceae. The record is from RefSeq and is a predicted model, not a curated record.